Abrus precatorius (Indian licorice) is the source of this 1104-nucleotide messenger RNA. Its product is annotated as probable 2-oxoglutarate-dependent dioxygenase AOP1. Gene Ontology annotation, molecular function: dioxygenase activity. The record is from RefSeq and is a predicted model, not a curated record. NCBI's taxonomy places the organism in Eukaryota, Viridiplantae, Streptophyta, Magnoliopsida, Fabales, Fabaceae. The transcript is spliced from 3 exons. Bases 22 to 969 code for a protein of 315 amino acids.
AGGGAGCAAAAACUAGGAAGGAUGAUGGUGUCAGAAACACAGGCUCAGGCGCCUCUACCUGUUAUUGAUUUCGCUGAUGAAAACAUGAAACCUGGUACUGACACAUGGGUUUCAUGUUGUAAAGUUGUGAGAAGUGCAUUCGAGGAUCACGGUGGAUUCCUAGCACUCUACGACAAGGUUGAUCCACUGCUCUAUGACUCUGUCUUCUCUUCAAUGGAACAACUCUUUGAUCUUCCAUUAGAAACAAAAAUGCAACCCACCACUGAUAAGCCUAUCUAUAGCUAUGCUGGUCAACGCCCUGAUAUUCCUUUGUAUGAAUCCAUGGCCAUUGACAACCCAUUAAGUGCAAAAGAUUGCCACAAGUACACAACUAUUAUGUGGCCACAAGGGAAUCACAGUUUCAGUGAAAGUGUCAGUUCCUAUACAAAGAAAGUGGCAGAAUUAGAUUACAUUGUUAAGAGAAUGGUGUUUGAAAGCUAUGGGCUGGACAAUCAGAAAUGUGAGUCUUUGAUUGAAUCAACUGAUUAUGUGCUCAGAUGCUACAAAUACAGAACACCGAAGGUGGGUGAGACCAAUGCAGGAGUGCAUCCUCAUACGGACUCAGGCUUCCUAACUAUUCUGAAUCAGAGGUUAAAUGGCUUAGAAAUACAAUUGAAGGAUGGAGAGUGGUUCCAGGUUGAUGCCUCACCUUCUAUGUUUGCUGUCUUGGCUGGUGAUGCAUUCAUGGUUUGGAGUAACGACAGGAUACGAGGAUGUAUGCACCGAGUAUUCAUGAAUUCAAAUGUAGACAGAUACUCCUUAGGGUUGCUUUCAUAUGCUGGUAAGGUGAUGGAGCCACAGGAAGAGCUAGUGGAUGAGGAACAUCCUCUUCGUUACAAACCAUUUGACCAUUAUGGAUAUCUUCGUUUCUUUCUCACUGAAGAAGCUGUAAAAUCUGCAUCUCGGAUCAAAGCAUAUUGUGGUGUUUGAGGUGCACAAAUUAUGUAUGAUGAUAGUGUAUGUACGGUCUCUAUGAUAUGAAUAUAUCACAAAGUUAAAAUGUGUAUGCGUAUUUUGGUGACUACUUUAUGUUGUGUGUUUGUGGAAUAAAAAUCUUAAGUUUCU